Molecule: messenger RNA, 6274 nt
Organism: Oncorhynchus kisutch (coho salmon)
Lineage: Eukaryota; Metazoa; Chordata; Actinopteri; Salmoniformes; Salmonidae
Product: transcription activator BRG1-like
Exons: 31
Coding region: 715-5631 (1638 amino acids)
Biological process (GO): regulation of DNA-templated transcription
Cellular component (GO): nucleus
Molecular function (GO): histone binding; ATP binding
Source: RefSeq, a predicted model, not a curated record
GACAAGAUACAUUUAUGCACGAUAGCGCACGCGCGCAGCCGGUUUGGGUUUGGUGUAAGGCACUACAUCUCAGUGCUAGAGGCGACACGACAGUUCGAAUCCAGCUGUGAUUGGGGGUCCCAUAGGGUGGCGCAUAAUACGCUCAAUGUCGUCCGGGUUUGGCCGUCAUUGUAAAUAAGAAUUUGUUCUUAAUUGACUUGCCUAGGGAAAAAAAGGAAAAAAGCUUGUGUUGACAUCGGCAAAUGCUUUUUUGACAUUGCACAUUUUAUUCAGGCAGAAAAAUGUAUGUAAACGGAGCUCAAUUGAUUUAAUUGUUACUGUCAAUGACUACUAUCAACAAGGAUCCCUCAUUAUCUUAUUUUACUACGUGUAAUAAUGCUGUUCUAUAAUAACUUGUACACCCAUCCCCCACGUCGACAUACUUCGCCCACAUUCUUCUCUGCAAUGGGGCCUAGACUGGGCAUGCGUUGAUUUUCCAGUCGUUCAUGGGGGAUGAACGUGUAGGGGGGGCGCUCUUGUAUCACGGUUGCUGUAGUGAAGGCCGUUCCUUGGCGAUACAAUCAGACGAGAAGUGGGGGUGGUGAGAGAAAAAAAGCUAACAGGCUAGGUCGCUCUUUGUUUCUGGCUAGCGUUGGAAAUCGAAGGGACCUAUCGGCGAAGGGUGAUUUCAAUAGUGGUGCUUGGUGCUGUCACAUUCUCAGACUCAGCUGAGAGAUGUCCACCCCAGACCCCCCCAUGGGAGGGACGCCUCGGCCGGGCCCCUCCCCAGGACCAGGGCCUUCUCCAGGAGCAAUGAUGGGCCCCAGCCCUUCCCCGGGCUCUGCUCAUAGCAUGAUGGGACCCAGCCCAGGUCCCCCAGCCUCUGGGCACUCCCACCCACAACAGGGGCCCUCAGUAUAUCCUCAGGAGAAUAUGCAUCAGAUGCACAAACCUAUGGAAGGCAUGCAUGAGAAGGGCAUGUCUGAUGACCCUCGCUAUGGACCGAUGAAGAGCAUGGGCAUGAGACCAGGUGGAGGCCACAUUGGAAUGGGACCCCCUCCUAGCCCCAUGGACCAACAUUCCCAAGGCUACCCCUCUCCACUGGGGGGUUCUGAGCACUCUCCCAGCCCCGUGCCAGCCAACGGCCCUCCCCCCGGCCCCAUGAUGCCCUCUGGCCCAGGUGUCCCCAUGGAGGGAGGUGACCCCCAGGCCAUGGGCCAGCAGAACCGCGUUGGGGUACCAGGUUCGAGUGGUGGUUCUGGGCCAGGCGGUGUUGGGCCAGGUGGACCCACCCCCUUCAACCAAAACCAGCUACACCAGCUCAGGGCCCAGAUCAUGGCCUACAAGAUGCUGACUCGCAGCCAGCCCCUGCCAGACCACCUGCAGAUGGCCGUGCAGGGCAAGAGGCCCAUGCCAGGGAUGCAGCAGCAGCCAGGGAUGCCCAACAUGCCCCCUUCCUCUGGGCCUGGAGCGGGGCCUGGACAGCCACCAGCAAACUACAACAGACCUCAUGGAAUGGUAGGCCCAAACAUGCCUCCUCCAGGACCCUCAGGUGUUCCCCCUGGUAUGCAGGGCCAGCCCACCAAUGGACCCCCUAAACAAUGGCCCGAAGGGCCCAUGGUGAAUGCUGCUGCUCCAUCCAGUGCCCCCCAGAAGCUGAUUCCCCCUCAGCCCACUGGGAGACCCUCCCCUGCUCCCCCCUCCGUGCCCCCUGCUGCCUCCCCGGUCAUGCCCCCUCAGACCCAGUCACCCGGGCAGCCCCCCCAGCCCCCACCCAUGGUGCUGCACCAGAAACAGAACCGCAUCACACCCAUCCAGAAGCCCCGUGGCCUGGACCCAGUAGAGAUCCUCCAGGAGAGAGAGUACAGGCUGCAGGCUCGUAUCACCCACCGUAUCCAGGAGCUGGAGCAUCUACCAGGGUCUCUGGCCGGAGACCUGCGUACCAAAGCCAACAUCGAGCUAAAGGCCCUGAGGCUGCUAAAUUUCCAGAGACAGCUGCGUCAGGAGGUAGUGGUGUGUAUGCGUCGUGACACGGCCCUGGAGACGGCCCUCAACGCUAAGGCCUACAAGCGCAGCAAGCGGCAGUCCCUCCGUGAGGCCCGCAUCACAGAGAAACUGGAGAAGCAACAGAAGAUUGAACAGGAGCGCAAACGACGCCAGAAACACCAGGAAUACCUUAACAGCAUCCUGCAGCAUGCUAAAGACUUCAAGGAGUACCACCGCUCCAUCACAGCCAAGCUCCAGAAGGCCACCAAAGCUGUGGCCACGUACCACGCCAACACUGAGCGCGAGCAGAAGAAGGAGAACGAGCGCAUUGAGAAGGAGAGAAUGAGGAGGCUGAUGGCGGAAGAUGAGGAGGGCUACCGUAAGCUGAUUGACCAGAAGAAAGACAAGCGCCUGGCCUACCUGCUGCAGCAGACAGACGAGUACGUGGCCAACCUCACCGAUCUGGUCAGAGCCCACAAGGCUGAUCAGGCCCUCAAGGAUAAGAAGAAGAAGAAAAAGAAGAAGAAGAAGAAGAAGCCAGAGAGUGGGGAGGGCCAGCCUCCUGCCCUGGGACCCGACGGAGAGCCUCUGGAUGAGACCAGUCAGAUGAGUGACCUGCCUGUGAAGGUGAUCCAUGUAGAUAGUGGGAAGAUCCUGACGGGGCUGGAUGCGCCCCGGGCUGGCCAGCUGGACACCUGGCUGGAGAUGAACCCUGGGUAUGAAGUGGCCCCUCGUUCAGACAGUGAGGACAGUGGCUCAGAGGAAGAGGAGGAGGAAGAGGUGGAGCCCCAGCCCUCCCAGGCUCCCACUGAGGAGAAAAAGAAGAUCCCAGACCCCGACACAGAGGACGUGUCGGAGGUCGACGUCCGCUACAUCAUCGAGGGAGCCAAGCAGGAUGUGGAUGAUGAGUAUAACAGUGCCGAGGCAGCGUUCGCCCGAGGCCUGCAGUCAUACUAUGCUGUGGCCCACGCCGUCACUGAGACGGUGGACAAACAGUCCACGCUGCUGGUCAACGGGCAGCUCAAACAUUACCAGAUCAAGGGCUUGGAGUGGCUGGUGUCUCUGUACAACAACAACCUGAAUGGGAUCCUGGCUGAUGAGAUGGGUCUGGGCAAGACCAUCCAGACCAUCGGCCUCAUCACCUACCUCAUGGAGCACAAGCGCAUCAACGGCCCCUUCCUCAUCAUCGUGCCCCUCUCAACUCUGUCCAACUGGGUGUAUGAGUUUGAUAAGUGGGCUCCAACGGUGGUGAAAGUCUCUUACAAAGGCUCCCCACAGGCUCGCCGGGCAUUCCUCCCCAUCCUGCGCAGCGGCAAGUUCAACGUACUGCUCACCACCUACGAGUACAUCAUCAAAGACAAGCAAGUGCUGGCUAAGCUGCGAUGGAAGUACAUGAUAGUGGACGAGGGCCACCGUAUGAAAAACCACCACUGUAAGCUGACUGUGGUUCUGAACACCCACUACCUGGCCCCGCGGCGUCUGCUGCUGACCGGCACCCCGCUGCAGAACAAGCUGCCGGAGCUCUGGGCCCUGCUCAACUUCCUGCUGCCGACUAUCUUCAAGUCCUGCACUACCUUUGAGCAGUGGUUCAACGCCCCCUUCGCCAUGACCGGAGAGAAGGUGGAUCUGAACGAGGAAGAGACCAUCCUGAUUAUUCGUCGUUUGCACAAAGUACUCCGCCCCUUCCUGCUGCGCAGACUGAAAAAGGAAGUGGAGUCCCAGCUGCCUGAGAAGGUGGAGUAUGUGAUCAAGUGUGACAUGUCGGCCCUGCAGAGAGUGCUGUACAGACACAUGCAGGCUAAGGGUGUGCUGCUCACCGACGGCUCUGAGAAAGACAAGAAGGGUAAAGGAGGCACCAAGACCCUGAUGAACACCAUCAUGCAGCUGAGGAAGAUCUGUAACCAUCCCUACAUGUUCCAGCAGAUCGAGGAGUCCUUCUCUGAGCAUUUGGGAUUCACUGGAGGCGUAGUGUCUGGACCUGACCUGUACCGCGCCGCUGGGAAGUUUGAGCUGCUAGACCGUAUCCUGCCCAAGCUGAUGGUCACCGACCACAAGGUCCUGCUCUUCUGUCAGAUGACUUCCACCAUGACCAUCAUGGAGGACUACUUUGGCUGGCGCAACUUUAAGUACCUGCGUCUGGACGGAACCACUAAGGCUGAGGAUCGUGGGAUGCUUUUGAAGACCUUCAAUGACCCCGCCUCUCAGUACUUUGUGUUCCUGCUCAGCACCAGGGCCGGCGGGCUCGGCCUCAACCUUCAGUCUGCUGACACUGUGGUCAUCUUUGACUCCGACUGGAACCCACAUCAGGAUCUGCAAGCCCAGGACAGAGCCCACCGUAUCGGGCAGCGGAACGAGGUGCGUGUGUUGCGUCUCUGCACCGUUCAAAGUGUGGAGGAGAAGAUCCUGGCGGCGGCCAAGUACAAGCUGAACGUGGACCAGAAGGUCAUCCAGGCCGGCAUGUUUGACCAGAAGUCGUCGAGUCACGAGCGCCGUGCCUUCCUGCAGGCCAUCCUGGAGCAUGAGGAACAGGACGAGGUCGGGGCCCCGGGGGGCUGGCGCGCUGGGGGGGCGUUGGAGGAGGACGAGGUGCCUGAUGAUGAGACCGUCAACCAGAUGAUUGCCAGGAGCGAGGAGGAGUUUGACCAGUUCAUGCGUAUGGACCUGGACCGGCGCCGCGAGGACGCCCGCAACCCCAAGAGAAAGCCCCGUCUGAUGGAGGAUGACGAGCUGCCCACCUGGAUCCUGAAGGAUGAUGCCGAGGUGGAGAGGCUCACCUGUGAGGAGGAGGAGGAGAAGAUGUUUGGUCGCGGCUCUCGCCAGCGCAAGGAGGUGGACUACAGCGACUCACUCACAGAGAAGCAGUGGCUCAAGGCCAUAGAGGACGGUAAUCUGGAGGACCUCGAGGAGGAGGUGCGUCACAAGAAGACGACCCGGAAGCGCAAGCGAGACCGCGACGACAUGCCCGGCCCGGCCACGCCCAGCUCCAGCGGUGGUGGCGGAGGUCGCAGCCGUGACAAGGACGAGGAGGUCAAGAAGGCCAAGAAACGCGGGCGCCCUCCGGCUGAAAAACUGUCCCCUAACCCCCCAUCCCUCACCAAGAAGAUGAAGAAGGUGGUGGACACUGUCAUCAAGUACAAGGACGGCAGCAAUGGGCGCCAGCUGAGUGAAGUCUUCAUCCAGCUGCCCUCCCGCAAGGAGCUGCCUGAGUACUAUGAGCUCAUCCGCAAGCCUGUCGACUUCAGGAAGAUUAAGGAGAGGAUCCGCAGCCAUAAGUACCGCAGCCUGAAUGACCUGGAGAAGGAUGUGAUGCUGCUGUGUAGUAACGCUCAGACCUUCAACCUGGAGGGCUCUCUGAUCUAUGAGGACUCCAUCGUACUGCAGUCAGUCUUCACCAGUGUCAGGCAGAAGAUUGAAAAGGAGAAGGAAGAGGAGAGUGAGGGAGAGGACAGUGAGGAGGAAGAAGAGGAGGAGGUGGACGAAGGCUCAGAGUCUGAAUCUCGUUCAGUGAAGGUGAAGAUUAAGCUGGGGAGGAAGGAGAAGGAGGGCAGAGGGAAGGGCCAGCGCCGGAGGGGCCGUGGCUCCCGGGCCAAACCUGUAGUGAGUGACGACGACAGCGAGGAGGAACAGGAGGAGGCGGGUUCGGCCAGCGGCAGUGAGGAGAACUGAACUGAACCACUCCUGUUCUGCGAGGACCAACGGCCCACUGAGACCCUCGACUGGAACUUAUAUAUUUUACCUAGAUUCUAUAGCAGGGAGACAAGCCAGUGGAGAGGGGCCUAGUUUUAGCUAGAUGAGCUGAUUUUUAGUGAGACAAAUGUAUUCCAUAAUUAAAAUACACCAUCAAUUAAAAAAAUUAAAAAAUGAUAGGAGAAAAAAAAAACACCUACAUAUUUAAGCAAUCCUGGUAUGAAUAGCUGGACUGUAUGUCUUUUUGCCUUGUUGUUUUCUCCUGAAAGUGAUUUAAGGUGGACAGGGUUUGAUUAGCAGACUGUUCGUGGACCACAGGGAGAGAGUGCUGACUUUUUAAGUGAGUUUGUUUUGUCGUUUUGUUUCCUUUGAGAUGGAGCUGUGUGACCGGAGUCGCUGUGGUUUCUAAGUCCCCUGAAUGCAUGUCGUUUGGUCUGUGGAAAUACACCUGGGUGUGUCGUUCUAUUAUAUCUCUGUUUAAUUUAAGAAUACAAGUGAGAUAAACGGUACGUUCCCCCUUAGGCCUUCCUCCGGCUACGAGUGAGAAGGGAAGGGCGGGACUCUGUCUCACGUCUGUGUCACUGGAUUCCAAAAAGUACAAUAAAGGCGUCUCGUAAUUAAA